AUGUCAAAUGUAAAUCCUCUUCUUGACCCUUCGUUUUUCACCGACGCACCACUUAGUGAUUGGGAAUCCGAAGCAAAAUCCGAUGCUGGCAAUACAGAAAAUCAGGUUUUGGGCAUAAGUGAAACCCAUUUUUUAGGGCAGGUGGAACAGACUGAGGAUUACAAUUCGGAAACUCACGACCGUACUACGAUGGAUGUCGAUCUUGAAAGUGGCUUGGGUAUCGAAUUAUUAGGCAACAAUGGACCUGGCAGCAACAACAAGGACAAUUCCGAAUCAAACCACGAUGGAGAAUAUUCUGAGCAGGAGUAUUCCGAGCAUCUUUCCGAAGAUGGAGAGAUAUCGCCAUCAGAAUAUAGCGACGACGAUGAGAUCGACAUGGCAGACUCAUUGAGAGAAACCCAACCAUCACCUCCAUUACAAUCACCUUCAUCACCUCCCUCGUACUUACCACCUCCAACCCCAGUCUUAAGACUCGCGUCACUUUUCCCACCUGGUGCUGGGAUGCCAUCAGCGGCUGCAACCAUAGCAUACUUCGAUAGUACUAUCCGCCACGCUACUAGGAUUAACGCGAGAAAGGUUCGUGUGCAUGACACGGAGGUUACAAUGGCAGAACAUCGAUUAAGACAAUUGCCAGGGAUGUGGAGACGAUCCUCGAAAAUACCCAGUUCUCUCAGAAAAUGCUGGACUCCUUAUGAUACGUUUGAUGAGUAUUUGGAGAAUACAUUAGUAGCUGUGAACGAAUAUGGAGCGGAGGAUGGGGAGGAAGCCGACGGAGAAGAAUAUGCAGAGAACAUGGAUGGUUAG
This is a messenger RNA of Sclerotinia trifoliorum, 804 nucleotides long. NCBI's taxonomy places the organism in Eukaryota, Fungi, Ascomycota, Leotiomycetes, Helotiales, Sclerotiniaceae. The record is from the annotation of a GenBank genome assembly.